ACACACGAGAAGAGGAAUGCAAAGAACGCUGGUCAAAGCUGCGCAAUUGCUUCACGAACGCGUUGAAACGACGCCGCUUCAAACGCGGCAGCACGGGACGCCCGAUGCCGCCCUGGAAGUACGAGAGUCAGAUGUCGUUCCUGCUGCUCUACAUGCAGGGCAAGGCCAUCUCGGGCGACUUCUAUGACGUCGACGCCUACAAGGACGAUGUCGAGGUGGAUCUGAUGACGGCGACGCCGGCUGUCGAGCUUGGCAACGGCAGCAGUUCGCCCAGCUAUGUCGUGAUGCGGUCGCCGACACCCGAGGACAGUAUCGCCUCCAACCAUCUCAACGGCGGUGUUGACACUGUCUACAGGCGGAUGCACCAUACAAAGCAUUCUACAAACGGUGUCUACCAUCCACCAGAAUUGGAUGAAAAUGACCACUUUUUCCUGAGCAUGAGCAAAUCACUGAAGAGGCUGCCAGCCAUCAGCCAAGCUCGAAUCAAAAUGGACUUGCACCGUGCCAUAUACCAAGCAGAAAUGAGUCUUCUGGAAAAUCUGGAACAGCAAGACUCAAUGUCCUGUUCCCCUUCGGUUAAUAUUAAAAGAGAAUAGCAUAAGCUUUGUUACGUCAUAUUAUCAUAUUUUUUUGUACUUCUCAACAUAAGUGCCUCUUAUUCUUGUAAAUUUGUGUAAUCUUGUAAAUUUUUAUUAAGACAUUUUUUACACUUUGUAA
Nilaparvata lugens (brown planthopper) is the source of this 717-nucleotide messenger RNA. RefSeq lists its product as uncharacterized. The record is from RefSeq and is a predicted model, not a curated record. The coding region runs from base 105 to 596 and encodes 163 amino acids. The transcript is spliced from 3 exons. NCBI's taxonomy places the organism in Eukaryota, Metazoa, Arthropoda, Insecta, Hemiptera, Delphacidae. Gene Ontology annotation, molecular function: DNA binding.